Molecule: messenger RNA, 375 nt
Organism: Gongylonema pulchrum
Lineage: Eukaryota; Metazoa; Nematoda; Chromadorea; Rhabditida; Gongylonematidae
Source: the annotation of a GenBank genome assembly
AUGAAUUUAUUUUGGAAUGUUAUUGAAAAAUUUUUAGAUCAGACACAUCAUGUUUUGGGUGAUCUGCGUAUCGCUUCGGGUCCAAAUGGUACAGCUACGUUGUUCACCUCAAUGCCAGCUCCAUAUGUCUCCAACACGAUCGCUUUUUGGGAUCAGUUUGUUGGCACGGGUUUUUUGGCCCUGUUCGUCUGCGUGAUAACAGAUAAACGUAUGGAAAUUCCGCCUGGAAUACACGCUCUUCUUGUUGGCUUACUCAUUGCAAUGAUCGGGAUGGCAUUCGGAAUGAACGUCGGGUAUCCAAUCAAUCCGGCUCGAGACUUUGCACCACGCGUUUUUGCUGCUUUAAUUGGUUACGGCUGGGAGGUUUUUAGGUAA